AUGACAAUAUUUUCAGUCUUGAUUAUUUGGAUGAAUGAUUGGGAGUUCGGUUCUCUUCCGAAUGAUUAAAGAUUAUCGAAUGUUGAGUGUAUUGUUUUGGCAGCAGUCCUUUGUGCCACUGACACAGUUGCUGCUCUGACUAUAUUAAAAGAGAAAGACUUUCCAUAAUUAAACGCUAUACUAUUUGGUGAAGGAAUCGUGAAUGACGCGGUGUCAAUAUUAAUUUUUGAGACAAUAUAGAGAUAAUUUGGUUAUAGAACUAGGAGAUAACAAGAAGAUAUAUCUAUUUCUGGGCAUGAUAUUGGAUUAGCAAUUCUAAGAUUCUGUUAUUUAUCUAUAGCAAGCAUUAUGAUCGGAAUAAUAAUUGGUCUUUUAUCAGCUUACAUCACAAAGAGACUAGUCAAUCUAAAAGAUCAUCCAAUCAGAGAGAUUAUCAUGAUAUUUAUGCUAGCUUACUUGUCUUACAUAAUCUCUGAAAUCUUGAAUUUUUCUGGAAUUAUGACACUUUUUUGUUGUGGGUUCACAAUGAAUCACUAUACUUACUAUAAUCUCAGUAAAGAGAGUUAAAGCGGUGGGGUGCUUGCUAUUUAGACUAUAUCAAGUUGCUGUGAAGCUUUUCUCUUUGCUUAUCUUGGGUUCUCAGUAAUUUCAAUAUCAAAUGACAAUUGUUCAUUUUAAUUUAUUCUCGAGUUGCUACUAAUUACUCUUGUUGCAAGAUUUUUAUCAGUAUUUAUACCAUUAUCACUGCUGUGGAUUUUAAAUUAUUCUGUUAAUUUCAAAACAGCUGUUUUUAUAUGGUAUGGAGGUUUGAUUAGGGGAGCUAUAGCUUAUGCCUUGACUUUCAGAAUUGAUAGAUCUAUUUCAAGAUAAGCUUAUUUAAUCAGAUAAAAUACAUUAAUGAUAGUUCUAAUAUCAACACUCUUUUUUGGAAGCUUGAUGUCUGUAUUUGCCAAGCUUUUAGGAAUUUCUGUUGAAAAAGAGAAUUAAAACAAGAAAAUUCUUAAGAGAUUUAGAAAUCCAUCAGUUGAAACUUUUGAUGAUAAAUUAAUGCAUGAAAAUUUACUUUCUCUUGAGGAACCAGAAAGAUAGCCUCGUUAUCCCCUAAGGAGAAUACAUUCACAGAUCAUAGAACCAUUGGAUUUAUAACCUGAAAACAAUAAUCUUGACAAAGCCCAAGCAUACAGAGCACUGAGAAAUUUUGAUCAAAAUUACCUUAAAAAAUACUUUGGUGGAAGGUAGACCCAUCAUCUUGAAGUUUAACCCUAAGUAUUGAUUAAAUUGAGUGAAAGUGCUAGUCUUCAAAGUGUCUAGAGAGAUUAAAAGUAUGGAAGCCUUGAUUAUGAUGAGAUUAACCCAGAAGAGACAAAAUAAUUGGUAAAAGAUUAAAAGAGUUUCUUUGAUAGUUGA
Stylonychia lemnae is the source of this 1407-nucleotide messenger RNA. NCBI's taxonomy places the organism in Eukaryota, Ciliophora, Spirotrichea, Sporadotrichida, Oxytrichidae. The record is from the annotation of a GenBank genome assembly.